AUGAGUCUAUCGCAGAUUACGCCCAGCAUGUCCAAGCAGAGACUCAUCGACCGCGACGAGCGAACUCGCAAAAAGCCAAUGCGCAUCCUGGUUCUGGGCAUGUGUCGUACGGGAACGACCACUAUCGCAGUCGCACUCCGUAAACUUGGCUAUACCUCGCAUCAAAUGCGCGAUGUGCUCGCCAAACCGUCUGAACUCGCGCUGUGGGAAGAAGCUGUCAACGUCACUCUGUUACCGCCCCAAGAACGGCCUUCAAACCAACAGAAGAUGGAACCGUAUGGCAAGGCAGAGUUUGACAAACUAUUGGCCGACUACGAUGUCGUUAUGGAUCUACCCGGUUGUGUUUUCGCAUCGGAACUGGUGAAGGCCUACCCAGAAGCCAAGGUCAUCCUGACGAAGAGGAGGUACGAAGACUGGGAACAAAGCAUGCAAGACAGUAUAUGGUGUCUUGAUACGUGGCGGCUAUUCACUCUCUGUCGUCAACUCAACAUCACACAGUUGGCACCAUUGAUGCGACUUGUACAUUCCAUAUUCCAGGUACACAACGGUAACAACUACGGUGGCCCGGCAGCAAAAUCGGCAUUCGACCAGCACUACGACACUGUUCGCUCGUUGGUACCUCAAAGUCAAUUACUGGAGCUCGACACUGACGGAAUGUUGAAAUGGGAGCCCCUCUGCGAGUUCUUGGGCAAAGCGGUACCGAAGGAAGGUUUUCCGAAAACGAGCGAAGACAAGGCCAUGCGCAAAGGUCUUGAGAGUGCAUGGUGGGGCAUGGUUCAAUACUUUGUCAUGUUGAUCAUUCUUCCGGGGCUUGUCGUGGUUGGAUCUGCUAUGUUGUACACAUACGCGGAUGAGGUGAGGGCGUAUCGAGAUGGUUGGUUAAUGGUGGCAAAGAAGUACAUGGAAACGGGAGAAUUGUAA
Alternaria incomplexa is the source of this 921-nucleotide messenger RNA. RefSeq lists its product as uncharacterized. The transcript has a single exon. The record is from RefSeq and is a predicted model, not a curated record. The coding region runs from base 1 to 921 and encodes 306 amino acids. Lineage: Eukaryota; Fungi; Ascomycota; Dothideomycetes; Pleosporales; Pleosporaceae.